AAAUAAAUGUGAGUGGGAAUAAAUGAGUGUUCUUUCUCUUUGUUGUAUCUUUAUAUUAAAAUAUAAAAAAGAUAUCCAUAUAUAACAAGGCCAUAUUCUUUAUGUGUUAAGAGAAAACAACACAAUUAUAAUUGCUAUGGAAACAGAACCACGGAAUUUGGUCUGACGUUUCUUGGUUUCACCGUUCCAUUCCAAGGAGUCAUCAGUACACAGUUGUCAGCUGUUUAGUUCAAUAUGGACUAAUAGCAAAACAUUCCCGUCAGUAAAGUGAAUAGAAAACGUUCCCUCUCAAGAUAAUUGACUAGAAAAAUAUACAAAGCAACACGCGGUUUAUAGCCACCAAUAAUAAUAAUUAUAAUAAUAAUAAUAAUAAUAAUAAUAAUAAUAAUAAUAAUAAUAAUAAUAUCAACAGUGAUAAUAAUAAAUAAUUAUUAUUUUUAUGAUAACUAUAAAGAAAAAUAUUUUUUAAAUAAGUGAGAUUGAAUAAAUAUAAAAAUACGUGAGUACUUUUAUGCAAAGUCUAGUGCGCAACGUUGAUGUAUUGACGCAAGGACUAAAAUACAGUAUAUCUGGACUCAUGAACCUCGCAAAUCAAACUGCCGAAUCUCAGAGUGGUGCUUUCUUUGUUAAUUUUAAUCAGGACUGCACUUCAUUAUCGGUUGGAUCAAAAGCUGGGUACAGAAUUUUUUCAGUCAAUUCAGUUGAUUAUUUAGAAAAUAUAUACGAAAAUGACACUGACGACAUAUGCAUUGUCGAAAGACUAUUCAGCAGUAGUCUUAUUGCCGUGGUCACUUAUUCUUCCCCAAGAAAACUUAAAGUCUGCCAUUUUAAAAAGGGAACGGAAAUAUGUAACUACAGUUAUUCAAACACAAUUUUGGCCGUAAAACUUAAUAGAGCAAGAUUAGUGGUUUGCUUGGAGGAAUCUUUGUAUAUUCAUAAUAUACGUGAUAUGAAAGUAUUGCAUACGAUUCGUGAUACUCCGCCUAAUGUUGCAGGUCUUUGUAUUCUCUCAAUAAACAGUGAGAACUGUUACUUGGCCUAUCCUGGUUCAAAUACUAUCGGCGAGGUUCAAAUAUUCGACGCCAUUAAUCUUCAAGCCAAAACAAUGAUUCCAGCUCACGAUAGUCCACUAGCAGCACUAGCUUUUAGUCCUAGUGGUACUAAAGUAGCUACGGCGUCGGAAAAGGGCACUGUGAUUCGAGUAUUUCAGGUUCAUGAUGGUGCAAAACUUUUUGAAUUUCGUCGUGGUGUAAAAAGAUGUGUAUCAAUAAGUAGUUUGGCAUUUAGUAUGGAUUCAAUGUUUUUAUGUUGCUCUAGUAAUACUGAAACUGUACACAUAUUCAAACUAGAAGAAUCAAAAGAACCUCCGAAACAAGCCCCUGAUGAAGCACAGGGGUGGAUGGGUUACUUAACAAAAGCCGUCUGUGCAUCAGCCAAUUAUUUACCAUCGCAAGUAACUGAUGUAUUUAAUCAAGGUCGUGCUUUUGCGAGUGUUCAUCUUCCUUUUCAAGGAUUAAAAAACGUCUGUGCCAUUACAACGAUAGAAAAAGUAUUAAGGCUGUUGGUAGCUAAUGCAGACGGAUAUCUUUAUAUUUAUGACCUUGAUCCCGAUGAAGGUGGUGAUUGUACAUUGUUGAAGCAACACAGAUUAGAUGGAAAACAAGAUGAAGUGGAUUGUGCCAGUGUGUCAAACACUGGUCCAGGUACUGGUGAACCAACUCCUGCUUUUGUAACUCCUGCAGCGCCAAUAGUACAAAAUCCAGCCUGCAUAAAUAGCUACGCGGGUGCGUUGCGCGGCCGCUCGCCAGACUCCAUGUCAGGUACUGAGUCUGAAAAAUAUCAUGAGAUGAUAGCAGCAACAGAAAGUCCACCAAAAGGUGGAACAUUUCGACUGGAUGAUGACACAGAAUUUCCUCCAGUUACACAAAGAACAGAUUGAAGGAUCAAAUUAAUACAUAUCAAGUGGCAAUCAUCAAUUCAACAGGAGUAAAUUUAAAAAAAAAGAAUCUGGUGAUAAUGUGAUAUAGCAAAAUGGAAUUUCUGAUUUCGAUAUAAUAUCGUUUAUUAUUCUUUAUUUUAAAAUGAAUUCAUUUUAAUCCAAUGUUUGAUUAUUUUCCGAUCGGUCUUUGACCAAAAACUUGUAAUGAGCGUGAAAAUAUAUAAUAUUCUUUGUAUAGAAUAAGUUUGAAAAAAUAUAUAUAUAAAAAAAAAAAAAAAAAAAAAAAAAAAAAAAAAAAAAAAAAAACAAUAA
Molecule: messenger RNA, 2251 nt
Organism: Microplitis mediator
Lineage: Eukaryota; Metazoa; Arthropoda; Insecta; Hymenoptera; Braconidae
Gene: Atg18a
Product: WD repeat domain phosphoinositide-interacting protein 2
Exons: 11
Coding region: 512-1939 (475 amino acids)
Biological process (GO): protein lipidation; protein localization to phagophore assembly site; nucleophagy
Cellular component (GO): extrinsic component of membrane; phagophore assembly site membrane; cytosol
Molecular function (GO): phosphatidylinositol-3,5-bisphosphate binding; phosphatidylinositol-3-phosphate binding; protein binding
Source: RefSeq, a predicted model, not a curated record